This is a messenger RNA of Symbiodinium sp. CCMP2592, 2193 nucleotides long. Lineage: Eukaryota; Dinophyceae; Suessiales; Symbiodiniaceae. The record is from the annotation of a GenBank genome assembly.
AUGAAAGCCUCUGGUUUGCCGACCAAGGGCAAGGGUGGAAAAGGUGCCAAGGGAGGUGCGAAGGGCAAAGUGGCCGUGCCUGGCCGCACUCCAGGUGCCAGCAGCACAAAAGACGACGAUGAAAUGGAGGUGGAUUACGUGAUACCAGAAGUUCUUGCUGGAAAUGAUCAGCCUGAAGAUGAAACAUUCGCGGCGAUCAUGGAAAGGUUCAAGUAUGUGGAGCCGGAGAACAAGGAGGAGGCAGACGAGGACGAGGAGAAGCCAAAAAGGCGGACAAAGCCGAAGGCAUCUCUUCUGGAGGAAGCUGAGGACAGCGAGGAUGAGGAACACGACGCCGGAAAGAUGUCUAAGAAGAAGCGGCGAGUUCAGAAUCGAAUGUCUGUCGCAGAACUGAAGACUCUGGUCAAGAGACCUGAUGUGGUCGAAGUCUGGGACACGACGGCUUCUGAUCCGCGACUCUUGGUGUACCUGAAGGCAUAUCGAAACACCGUUGCAGUUCCAAAGCAUUGGAGCAGCAAACGAAAGUACAUGGCAGGAAAGCGUGGCGUCGAGAAGCCACCUUUCCGGCUGCCGGAGUUUAUCGAAGCCACGGGCAUCGCGAAGAUCCGUCAGGCGAUCAUGGAGAAGCAGGCAGACAUGUCAUUCAAGCAGCGAAGCCGAGAACGUGUCCAUCCGAAGAUGGGUAAGUUGGACAUCGAUUACCAGGUGCUGCAUGAUGCCUUCUUCAAGUUUGCAUCCAAACCGAAGCUGUCGAAGCACAAUGACAUGUACUACGAGGGCAAGGAGUACGAGACGAAGAUGUUAACGAAAAGGCCUGGCCACUUGAGCGCCGCACUCAAAGAGGCACUUGGGAUUCACGAAGGAAGCCCCCCGCCUUGGCUCUUCAACAUGCAGCGUUACGGGCCUCCUCCGGCAUACCCCAAUUUGAAGAUCCCGGGGCUGAAUGCACCCAUCCCUCAGGGCGCGGAGUAUGGAUAUCACCCUGGUGGUUGGGGGAAGCCGCCUGUCGACGAGUUUGGGAACCCUUUGUACGGCGACUGGAAGGACCAGGCACCAGCACCCUCAGGCCCAGAGGACCACACUCUGUGGGGUGAGGUCGAUGAUUUUGAAGAGGAGGAGGAAGAUGAAGAGGUUGAAGCUGAGAGGGGAGAUGGCACCGCCACCCCAAUGCUUGGCACGGCCACUCCACUGGUUGGUUCGGGCUCUGCAACUCCUGUUGUGUCGCAUGGUGUGCACAGCAUUAGCGGUGUGUCCUCGAUCACCAGCGGCAUGGACACACCGGGCACGGGUACGCGAAGCAAGAAGGGUGGGAUCGCCUCAGUGAGUGGCAUCAGCUCAGCUUCCCUCACUCCGACGCCGCAGCUUUUCCAGGUGCUCGAGGAGCAAAAAUCCAAGUCCAAGAAGGGUGUUUACCCAUCUGCACACACAUACAAAGUCGGCAGCAGGAGUGGAGGCGGCUCAUCGACGCCAGUCGGAGGUGUGGGCAGUUCUGGUACCGGUACUCCGGUGGCUGGCAUUGGCACUCCGAUUGGUGGCAUUGGUACUCCAAUUGCUGGCAUCGGCACUCCUCAUGGGAUUUCCACACCGCACGGUAUUGGAACGCCAGGGAUGGGCACGAGGACACCGCAGGGCAUCACCACCCCGCUGGGUAUGGGAUCUGCAGGUCAUGGAACUGGGACCGGGACGGGGACUCCCGGCAUGGGCACACCCGGAGCGGGGACUCCCAUUGGCGGCAUCGGCACGCCUGUUGGAGGUGGUGUUCACACGCCGGUUGGCGGAAUCGCAACCCCAGUCGGUGGUAUUGCGACGCCAGUGGGCGGUAUCGCCACUCCAGUAGGUGGCAUUGCUACACCAGUCGGGGGUAUAGCAACGCCUGUGGGUCAGCAUACACCUGCGGGAAUUGCAACUCCGGCUGGAGGCGUUUCCACUCCAACCGGCAUUCCCGGUGGCAUGGCACCGACACCACUCGGAGGAGCAGACACUCCUGGCCCCGUAACCAUGAAUCUGAAUCCAGAGCAGGUUGAGACAGAAGGCAUUCUCACAGCGGACAUCAUUCGUCAGCAGCUCAAACAGCACGAGGAGGCCGCCGCCAAGGCCAAGAUUGCAGCCGGUCAGAAGGAGGUGGAGCAGAAGAAGACGGUGGCUGCCAAGCCGACCAAGAAGCGCAAGGAGAAGACAAAGUUCAAGUUCUGA